This is a messenger RNA of Paramecium tetraurelia, 714 nucleotides long. RefSeq lists its product as uncharacterized. The transcript has a single exon. Lineage: Eukaryota; Ciliophora; Oligohymenophorea; Peniculida; Parameciidae. The record is from RefSeq and is a predicted model, not a curated record.
AUGGAUAGACAAUUUGUUAACGCAACAUUUUCAACUGAGGCAGAAGAGAUAGAAGUAAAUAAUCAUGGUUCUGAAAAUUCUACAGAAAUAAUGCUUUCUUUAAUAAGUGCUUUAGAAAAUGGUUUGUUCUCUUAUUAAAUGCUUUUAGAAGCUCGGCAAGAUAUUUUAGAAUAAUGGAUAGAAAAAAAAGAAAUAAAUGAGUUUCUAAAACAGGAUUUUCUUAUUAAUUUAGAAUAUAUGCAUAAUCUCUUUGAUGUUCAUGCAUAUGUUAAUACAGCAACUUAUGCCAGAUAUGUUGAUCGUUAUUAGAGCAAUCCUAAUUAUAUAAAUUAUGAUAUUGAGCUGCCUAAAAUAAAACAUUAGAUUCUAGAAGCAGAAGUUGAUUGGUAUAUCGAAAAUAUCACAAAAGACAUAGAAAUGGUUGCAAAAGAACAUUGUCCUUCUUUUUUUCAACCUAUUACAAAUCAAGAUCCACUUGAAGUUCGCCAUACUCGUGCUGUUAUUAACCAUGCAUUACAACAAUUAGAAUCUAUCGCCACCAAAAUUACUCCUAUCAACGCCAAAUACUAUGCAAAAGAGACAGAGCGUUAUACAUGGUGCUUAACUGGAAUGGUCCCUUUGCUCCCAAUCCAAGAACAAGACCCUUUUAAACAAAAUGGCAUUCAUCAACGCUGGCAAAAAGCACGUAACAUAAUUCAACACAUCACCCUUUGA